Messenger RNA from Coregonus sp. 'balchen', 2269 nucleotides. The record is from the annotation of a GenBank genome assembly. Lineage: Eukaryota; Metazoa; Chordata; Actinopteri; Salmoniformes; Salmonidae.
AUGGACGCACAUGGACAGGCCCCCACAGAACAUCUCAAGGGUGAGGAAGACAAUGCCAGGUGUCUUAGUUAUAAUACAUUAAUACAUCAUUGGAUUAGAUCAUCUUGAGAUUUUAUAUAUCAUAAAGUAUGUACGUCUGCCUCAAAUACUUUCCAUCAUGCAAUAUCAAAACAACGAUACACAAUAUAUUAUAAUAUUUCCCCCCAAAAUCAAAACUGAUGUCUUUGGGGCCUUUUCAAUCGUUAUUACUGGUAACCAACCUGUUUUUGUUGCAGGUUGUGUUGUCCGCAUGUGUAGGAAAAUUACCUACCGCUGUGUAGAUCAGUUCAUCCAACAGUACCUGCCUCUGUUAUGUGAGUUAAGUUCAUUACAGUUUAGUAUUAUUACAUUGUAAUGAUUCCAUCUAAUUAUGAGCACUGGGUUUUCUAGUGGCACAAUAUCCACGAGUUUCCUCAAUUGUCCAACCAAAUACCGGUACGUAUCAAUAUUUUCAUUAUAAUGACAAUGGGUAUUUUAAGACAGGGAAAUAAAUGAUUAUAAACUAUAGGGGGGAUGUAAAUAACUUCCAUUGAAUGAGUUCUCUGUUUGUGUCAACAGUAGAGCUACUCAUGGCUGAAAUGACAGAUGUAUAUCUUCAAUGCUGGCUUGAGACAACGGACUCCAAAGUCAGUGGUGAGGCAAUAUCCAACAGUCAUUACAGUAUUUUGAUGGUGAAUAAAAUGUGUGGCUGAGUGUGUAUACCUUAUGUGAUGGUGUGUAUAAUAACAUGCCAUUUAGCAGACGCUUUUAUCCAAAGCGACUUACAGUCAUGCGUGCAUACAUUUUUGUGUAUCGGUGGUCCCAGGGAUCGAACCCACUACCUUGGCGUUACAAGUGCCGUGCUCUACCAGCUGAGCUACAGAGGACCAUAUAUCGACUGUAUCUAUUGUUAUGUGAUGGUCUGUGUGUAUAUAUAUAUAUAUACAGUACCAGUCAAAAGUUUGGACACACCUACUCAUUCAAGGGUUUUUCUUUAUUUUUUACUAUUUUCUAUCUUGUAGAAUAAUAGUGAAGACAUCAAAACUAUGAAAUAACACAUUUGGAAUCAUGUAGUAACCAAAAAAGUGUUAAACAAAUCAAAAUGUAUUUUAAGAUUCUUCAAAGUAGCCACCCUUUGCCUUGAUGACAGCUUUGCACACUCUUGGCAUUCACUCAACCAGCUUCACGUGGAAUGCUUUUCCAACCGUCUUGAAGGAGUUCCCACAUAUGCUGAGCACUUGUUGGCUGCUUUUCCUUCACUCUGCGGUCCAACUCAUCCCAAACCAUCUCAAUUGGGUUGAGGUUGGGUGAUUUUGGAGGUAAGGUCAUCUGAUGCAGCACUCCAUCACUCUCCUUCUUGGUCAAAUAGCCCUUACACAGCCUGGAGGUGUGUUGGGUCGUUGUCCUGUUGAAAAACAAAUGAUAGUCCCACUAAGCGCAAACCAGAUGGGAUGGCGAAUCGCUGCAGAAUGCUGUGAUACCCAUGCUGGUUAAGUGUGCCUUGAAUUCUAAAUAAAUCACAGACAGUGUCACCAGCAAAGCACCCCCACACCAUCACACCUCCUCCUCCAUGCUUCACGGUGGGAACCACACAUGCAGAGAUCUUACGUUCACCCACACCGCGUCUCACAAAGACAUGCCAGUUGGACCCAAAAAUCUCAAAUUUGGACUCUAGACCAAAGUACUUAUAGAAUUUCCACUGGUCUAAUGUCAAUUGCUCGUGUUUCUUGGCCCAAGCAGUUCUCUUCUUAUUAUUGAUGUCCUUUAGUAGUUUCCUUUCUUUGCAGCAAAUCGACCAUGAAGGCCUGAUUCACACAGUCCCCUCUGAAUGUAGAAAAUAGUAAAAAUAAAGAAAAACCCUUGAAUGAGUAGGUGUGUCCAAACUUUUGACUGGUACUGUAUAUAUAUAUAUAUAUAUAUAUAUAUAUAUAUAUAUAUAUAUAUAUAUAUAUACACAGUAUAUAUCGACUGUAUCUGUUGUUAUGUGAUGGUCUUUGUGUGUAUAUAUAUAUAUAUAUAUAUAUAUAUCUACUGUAUCUGUUUUUGAGUGAUGAUCUGUGUGUAUACAGUAUACUGUAUCUAUUGUUAAGUGUGUUUUUGUACUCUAUAUUUGCAGAGGUGAUCGUUGAUUUAAGUCAGUCUUUCUCUUGCAGGUUGUUUUAUGAACAGAUUAAUUGAUAAGGCACAGCCGUUCAUUACCCCGUUGUUUGCAUCAUACUUCGAUGAUCCAGGUCAGAAUUAUUAUCGAUAG